CCAACACAUAACCAGUCUAUUCUUUCGAUCAAAUGCAGCGUUCUUACAAGUGCCCUUGCUCAGUACGGGCUCUAGAGGCAUUUGUCAGGGAUGUCGCUGGCCUCGACAUCCGCCAAAGACCCAAUUACAUCAGCUUCAGAAAUCUAAGCAACCGAUCAGCCUUGCAAAUACGCCACAACUCGUCGCAGCCCCUUGCCUCUCAAUCAUAUACCACUAUCCGCUCACUCGAUGACACUUUUGUGCCUUUCGAUAACAUCACCGACCCCAAACUCUCGACGACGACAACACAAGAUGCCACGUCCGACAUAUCGCAGUUACCACAGUCGAGCCAUGACUUGAACUCGCCCGAGCCGUUCGACCCCGAUGAAGAGAUUGGAAGCACUGUGGACUUUGAGCCCGAGGUAGUCAUACACGAAGAGCAUGCGCAGACCGAACCCGACCCAAUAGUACGCCAUGCGCGCAUACAACAAUUGGACUUGAAGGACCGAGACCAAGCAGUCGAUGCCAUCUUCUUCCCCGAUUUGCUGGCACAACCUCAACUCAAGCCUGGUGAACUGAUGUCCCUGGGCCAAAGAUUGAACAUCUUCUCUGAGCCGACACCGAAACAGAACUACCCCGGCAAAAACGCUCGGAAAAAGGCGAGAAGAGCGGCACACGCUCCAGAGGCUCAAUCUCUCCCACCACAAAACGACGCAUCGUCAGUGACUCUGGAUCUAGUCUCUGGAACAGGGCCAGCAACAGCUACCAAGUCGCCUUCCAAGAACAAAGUAAGAGCAGAGAAGAAGGCAAGGGGUGCGCCACUAGCUCCGGAGGACCAGGCCAUUCUUUUAGAACAAAAUACACCUAGCUCCGAGCCCGCUGAAGACGUCUCUGCGGAUGCAUCAACAACCACGCCAAAACCCAUAUCGCAAGCCAGAAAGGACAGAAAGGCAAGAAGAGCAGCAGCGCAAGCUUUGGAAUCACAAACAAAUCCGACCCAAGACGAGGAGGCCGUAGACAUGGCCUCGCUGAUCGCCUCUGCCACCUCCCCCAAGCUGCCCUCCGCAGCAAAAGCCUCCAAAAUCGCCCAAGCAAUCAAGACCAGAAAAGAGGAAGAAAAGGCCGCAAAACACGCCGCCGCCGAAAAGCUCAUCGCAGAUCAAGCAGCAGCGAAGCUAGCCAAAAAGGAACGCAACCGCAACCUCGACACCUGGACCGUACAAAAGAACGCGCUGCAAGAGAAAUUCGGAGAGCAGAAUUGGAACCCCCGUAAACGCAUUUCGCCAGAUGCUUUGGCCGGUAUCAGAGCUCUACAUGCCAAAGCACCAGAAACAUAUAGUACGGCCGUGUUGGCUGAGCAUUUCAAAGUCCCACCAGAGGCUAUCCGGCGUAUUCUGAAGAGCAAAUGGCAGCCCAAUGAAGAAGAAGCUGAAGACAGAAGAGAAAGAUGGGAGAAGAGAGGCGAGAAGAAGUGGACAGAGAUGGCCGAGCUGGGUAUCAAGCCGCCCAAGAAGUGGAGAGAAAGGGGUGUGGGCAAGGUUGGUCCUGGAGAGGUGCCUCCAUGGAGACAACCUGGCAAAGCUGGUGAACGAUGGAUUGAGAGUACGGAUGCGGAUGGAUUUGUUGUGGCUGGUGAUCAACACGCCGAUGAACUGGCAGAGGGGCGGCGUGAAGAUGAGGAUGAUGGUAUUGCAUCCAGAAUCCUGUAAGAGCAAUGCCUUGUCCGUUGUAUUUACGUGGCCAUGCUAUCAAACUCUUCUCAUUCAGACAAUAUAUGCAACUCAGCCCGAUUUCUAUGCUUGUCCUGAGCUCGGAAUCCAUAUUGUGCAUUCAGCUCGUCAUGUAUCCAAUUGCACAGGGGACGUACGGGAGUGCUGGAAUUGAUUCUUUUGGGCUUUCGCGAC
Molecule: messenger RNA, 1883 nt
Organism: Aureobasidium pullulans EXF-150
Lineage: Eukaryota; Fungi; Ascomycota; Dothideomycetes; Dothideales; Saccotheciaceae
Exons: 1
Coding region: 33-1688 (551 amino acids)
Cellular component (GO): nucleus
Source: RefSeq, a predicted model, not a curated record